AUGGCUUCCAAGGCGGUGAGGAAGGCAAUCUAUCACCAAAAGCUGCGCAACCACCUCAAAGACCACACGCAAAUUGUCAUCGUCGGAGCCGAUAAUCUGCGUGCCAACCAGAUUCAAGUUAUAAGGCAAGGAUUGAGAGGCGUCUCGGAGGUUGUGAUGGGUAAGAAUACCUUGAUGAGACGCUCAAUCGCCAUUCAUGCUCCGGCGACCGGAAACACAGCUUUCCUGGGCCUGAUUUCUCAUAUUGUGGGGAAAGUUGGGUUGGUUUUUAGUGCAGGCGAUCCCAACGAAGUCAGUGAAGCUGUUGCUGGAUACAAUCUGCAACCAUUGUUGUGUUCAUCGAUGGAUAUUGGAAUCUGUUCUCAUUGGCAAUGGCUCCUGAGUUCCCAUUUAGAUUUAGUGAGCAAAUCAAGUAAUGUUUGA
Messenger RNA from Cynara cardunculus var. scolymus (artichoke), 423 nucleotides. RefSeq names its product 60S acidic ribosomal protein P0-like. The transcript has a single exon. Gene Ontology annotation, biological process: cytoplasmic translation; ribosomal large subunit assembly. The record is from RefSeq and is a predicted model, not a curated record. Gene Ontology annotation, cellular component: cytosolic large ribosomal subunit. Gene Ontology annotation, molecular function: structural constituent of ribosome; large ribosomal subunit rRNA binding. The coding region runs from base 1 to 423 and encodes 140 amino acids. Lineage: Eukaryota; Viridiplantae; Streptophyta; Magnoliopsida; Asterales; Asteraceae.